UCUGGCAGAGGUUGCAAAUUUGUUAAAACUUCUGUCUUGUUCCAGAAAAAUUAUAUAAAACUAUUUUCACAAUUUGUUAAUUGCUGUUGAAGAUGUCUUACGCCCGAUGCUUGUUGACCGGCAGGUGGGUCCUUUCACCCAGUAUCCAGAUGUUCAGACCUGCUUUACAUUCAAGAGCUGUUACACUCAAAGCGACACCUGCAACCCCACCUCCAAAGCUUACACAUGAAGAGAAAAAUGAAGGGGUCCGACCAAUGUCACCACAUCUUCUCAUUUACAAACCACAGUUGACAUCAAUGAUGUCAAUUUCACAUAGAAUCACUGGACUUAUGAUGGCAGGCUAUGCUACUGUCCUAGCUGCUGGUUCUUUUGUUUCAUAUGAUGUUUGUUCGUUGGCCGAUACGAUCAAAAACCUCUCAUUGCCAGGUUUUGUAACAUUUACGGUGAAAUAUACACUCGCCUUUCCAGCAGUUUACCAUUUUUUUAAUGGAAUCAGACAUCUUUUCUGGGACAUGGGUAAAGGGCUGACAAUAAAAGAGGUUUAUUUAAGCGGUUAUGUUGUUUUGGCCUUAACAGUGGCGUUUUCUGUUCUUCUUUCUAAAUGAAGCAUCGGAAGAAGAUAUCUAAAAUAAUGUAGUUCAGUUGAAAAUAAUGUACAUAUUACAAUAUAUUUAAUUGUAUUAUUAUUUAAAAUAUUGUUUGUGAUGUUAAUACAUACCUUCUCAAAUAGAAACAUUUAAUGUCAGUUUCAAUAAUUUUUAAUGACACAUAAUGAGAGAAUAAUUGUCUUACUUCUCAAAAAUAUUAAAAUUUCCCAAGAGAAAAGUUCCGUGAAACAUUGUGAGGCGAAGAAUAUUGUCUCCAAUCAACCUGGCCUGCCUUUUCUCGUUGGUUUUUUUGUCGAAAUUUAGAUGUUUUCCUAUCGUUGAUGGUUAUUCUUUUUUUUCACCAUAGACACUCUUUUAAUAGGAUCUAAUGGUUGCAAAAUACAUGACUAACAAGAAUAAGCAGGCCAGUAUGAUUAAGAGAAAAUCGAGCUACAAAAUAAAUUUUGUUAAUAAUAUAA
This is a messenger RNA of Cimex lectularius (bed bug), 1066 nucleotides long. RefSeq names its product succinate dehydrogenase cytochrome B subunit, mitochondrial-like. The record is from RefSeq and is a predicted model, not a curated record. Gene Ontology annotation, cellular component: membrane. Gene Ontology annotation, biological process: tricarboxylic acid cycle; mitochondrial electron transport, succinate to ubiquinone. Lineage: Eukaryota; Metazoa; Arthropoda; Insecta; Hemiptera; Cimicidae. Gene Ontology annotation, molecular function: electron transfer activity; succinate dehydrogenase activity. The transcript is spliced from 5 exons. Bases 93 to 605 code for a protein of 170 amino acids.